AUGGACCAGUACAGGGUGAACAGUAUACACCAGGAGAGGGUGGACAACAUGGACCAGGACAGGGUGAACAGUAUACACGAGGACAGGGUGAACAGUAUGGACCAGGACAGGGUGAACAGUAUGGAGCAGGACAGGUUGAACAAUAAGGACCAGGACAGGGUGAACAAUAUAGACCAGGACAGGGUGAACAGUAUGAACCAGGACAGGUUGAACAGUUUGGACUACGACAGGGUGAACAUUCGGGACCGAGACAGGGUGAACAGUAUGGACCAGGACAGGGUGAACAGUAUGGAUCAGGAGAAGGUGGACAGUAUACACCAGGACAGCUUGAACAGUAUGGAUCAGAACAUGGUGAACAGUAUGGACCAGAACAGGGUGAACAGUAUGGAACAGGACAGGGUGAACGGUAUGGACCAGGACAGGGUCAACAGUAUGGACCAGGAUAGGGUGAACGGUAUGGACCAGGACAGGGUGAACAGUAUACACCAGGACAGCGUGAACAGUAUGUACCAGGACAGUGCGAACACCAUACACCAGGACAGGGUGAACAUUAUUGACCAGGACAGGGUGAACAGUAUGGACCAGGACAGGGUGAACAGUAUGGACCAGGAAUGUGAGAACAGUAUGGACCAGGACAAGGGGAACAGUAUGAACCAGGACAGGGUGUACAGUAUGUAA
Molecule: messenger RNA, 678 nt
Organism: Schistocerca gregaria
Lineage: Eukaryota; Metazoa; Arthropoda; Insecta; Orthoptera; Acrididae
Product: S-antigen protein-like
Exons: 1
Coding region: 1-678 (225 amino acids)
Source: RefSeq, a predicted model, not a curated record